Messenger RNA from Daldinia caldariorum, 2103 nucleotides. RefSeq names its product amidase. The record is from RefSeq and is a predicted model, not a curated record. Bases 372 to 1976 code for a protein of 534 amino acids. The transcript is spliced from 4 exons. Lineage: Eukaryota; Fungi; Ascomycota; Sordariomycetes; Xylariales; Hypoxylaceae.
UGCCUCGGCUACGAUAGACCGAGAUGAAAGAUUCCCCCGGCGGAGAUAAGAUGCAAUAUCACACGAUAUCGGAUGCGUCCGAAGUUGAAGAUUACCCUUUCUUAUAUUCGUAUUAACUAUUACGGAAUAGUUAGUCUUGAAGGAUGCGAUAUACAACUCAGCGUUGUAUUAUAACCUACCUAGCAAGUGAACCCCUCAUCAAAGCUUCGCUUUUCGGCGAUUACUCGAAUUCUGACUGGCUUACCUUUUAUAUAGUGAACUAUGUUGCGUUUAGAGCAAUGCCACCUUCUAGCAAUUAACAUCAUCUGUCUUUAGACUAAACAAGGCUAGAAGAGGGACAUUAUAGCACUUACAAAAUCAUACCAGUAAAGAUGUCAAAAGGAAACUGGGAAGAGCUCGCCGCCAAGAAGCGCCAGGAGUUGGCGGACUCGAUUCCCCAGGAAUGGCACAUCCCAAGCCAUCUCCUACCACCCGCCGACCAGGACGACGUCACCGGCUUUCCCGAGGCCUCCGGAUGGUUCACGGCCGAAGAGCUGGCCAUCACGAACCAGACGGCUGCGGAGCUUCUGCCGAAGCUCGCGUCCGGAGAGUUGAAAUCCGAGGCCGUCACGAGGGCUUUCUGCAAGCGCGCCGCCGCGGCUCAUCAGCUGGUCAACUGUCUCUCGGAGACGUGCUUCGAGCGCGCGCUCUCGACGGCUAAGAAAUUGGACGAACACCUCGCGCGGACGGGCAAGCCGAUCGGUCCUCUGCACGGACUCCCCGUCUCGCUCAAGGACAACUUCAACCUCGUGGGCCUAGACGCCACCGUCGGCUUCGCGUCGCAUAUCGGCGACCCGGCGACGUACGACGCCGUGAUGGCGGACAUACUGCGCGAAGCCGGCGCCGUCUUCUACGUCAAGACGAACGUGCCGACGGCCAUGAUGAUCGCCGAGUCCGUGAACAACGUGUUCGGGCGCACCGUCAACCCGCGCAACCGCAGACUGACAAGCGGCGGCAGCUCCGGGGGCGAGAGCGCGCUCGUCGCCUUUAAGGGGAGCCCGCUGGGCGUCGGAACCGACAUCGGCGGCUCGUUGCGCAUCCCCGCCGCCUGCGCGGGCAUCUUCACACUGCGGCCGAGCUUCGGGCGGUUCCCGACGCUGCGCUGCAGGUCCGGCAUGCCGGGCCAGGAGGCCGUGCAGUCCGUCAACGGCCCGCUGACGCGCACCCUCGCCGAUCUCGAGCUGUACUCCCGGGUCGUCGUCGGCGCCGAGCCCUGGCACCUGGACCCGCGGUGCGUGCCCAUCCCCUGGCGCGCCGUGCCGCUGCCGCCGAAGCUGAAGAUCGGCGUCAUGUGGCACGACGGCGUGGUGCUGCCCACGCCGCCGGUGACGCGGGCGCUGCGGCACGUUGUCGCGAAGCUCCAGGCGGCCGGGCACGAGAUGGUAGAGUGGUCGCCGGAGGACCAGGCGGCCGGUUUGAAGCUGAUGAGCAGCCUGUUCCUCGCGGAUGGCGCUAAGGCAAUCAAGCGGGAGAUAGAGCGGACGGGCGAGCCGGUGCGACCCGAGAUGGCGAUGUACGCCUCGGCGCAAGAGCUGGGCGUGUUCGAGUACUGGGGUUUGCUUCUCAAGCGCCAAGAGUAUCAGAAGCGGUACCUCGACCGAUGGCGGAGCGCAGGUAUCGAUGUGAUCCUGUGUCCCACGACGCCGUAUAGUGGCGUUGAAAACGGCAAGUUCAGAUAUGUUGGCUACACCGGUGUCUACAACGUAUUGGAUUAUUCUUGUAUAUCUUUUCCUACGGCGAUUACAGCCGAUAAAUCCAUCGAUGUCGCGGUUGACAACACAUAUAAGCCACUUUCAGAUUAUGAUAAGGUCACGCAAGACGAAUAUAACCCCGAGGUGGUGCACGGGAUGCCCGUAAGCCUGCAGCUAGUAGCACAGAGAUUAGAAGAAGAAAAGUGUGUAGAGAUGUGCAAGGUUGUGUUGGAUGUAUUGUCAUAAACGCGAGAUCAAACAAAAAGUUGCCUAUCCCGAAACAUAUAUAGUAUCAAUCACAUAGUAAAUAUAAGGUAAACUACCUGGGUAAUAUUAUUUGCAUAAAUGGCAACUGUUGAAGUUAUAUCUGGUG